Messenger RNA from Sphenostylis stenocarpa, 732 nucleotides. The record is from the annotation of a GenBank genome assembly. NCBI's taxonomy places the organism in Eukaryota, Viridiplantae, Streptophyta, Magnoliopsida, Fabales, Fabaceae.
AUGGCGUUCCGCAGCAGCAUCCGUGGGACCCGAGAAGCCACUCACCGCCACACUUUCAAAGCCGCUCUCUCCGAAUUCAUCUCCACACUCAUCUUCGUUUUUGCCAGCUCCGGCUCCACCAUCGCCGUCAAAAACCUCCCCGUCGACGCGCCCUCCGCUCUCGUCAUCGUUGCCGUUGCCAACGCCUUCGCCCUCUUCGUCGCCGUCUCCGUCAGCACAAACGUCUCCGGCGGCCACGUCAACCCCGCCGUCACCUUCGGCGCCUUCAUCGGCGGCAACCUCACCUUGCUCCGCUGCAUUCUCUUCUGGAUCGCUCAGAUCCUCGGCUCCAUCUUCGCAUGCUUGCUCCUCAAAUUCACCAUCGGCGGACAGGGAGUACCAGUUUUUGAACUUUCGAGUGGUGUGAAAGAGGGAAAGGCGGUGGUUUUGGAGAUGGUGAUGACGUUUGGACUGGUGUACGCGGUGCAUGCUACCACCGUUGACCCCAGGAGCAGAAAGAAUAGUUUGGGAGCGAUAGCGCCACUUGUAAUUGGCUUCAUUUUUGGAGCAAAUGUUUUGGUGGCUGGGCCUUUGGAUGGGGCCUCCAUGAACCCGGCUGCGUCUUUUGGGCCUGCACUGGUGGGCUGGAGCUGGAAAAACCAUUGGGUUUACUGGGUUGGGCCUCUCGUGGGCGGUGGGCUUGCUGGGUUUCUUUAUGAGUUGGUUUUUGUUAGCUUCACCAGUCAGAGUUAA